CAAAGAAGAGAUGAGCGAAGUUGCUAGGAAUCUUAAGAUUUUGUUUCACAGAUGGUGUCGUAAAUUGCAAGAACUCGAGCUAAGAAGCACCCCGAACUGUACACAUUUAGCUGUCUACUCAGUUCAGCCACCCGAGAGAUGUGAAAAUACUGGACCAGGGAGACCUAAGUUCAAAAUCGAAGAAGACACCCUACUGCAGUUCAGAAAGCUAGGCUUCACUUGGAAAGAUAUAGCUCGACUCUUACUCGUGUCACGUUGGACUCUAUGGCGACGAGUACGAGAGCUUGGUAUUGAGAAGAAAAUUGGCUUUACUGAUAUCGAAAAUGGGGAGCUUGAUUACAUUAUUCAUUCUUUCAUGACAGCUCAAGGAUGUCUUGUUGGCUACUCGAUGGUUCGUGGUCACUUAAGGGAUAUAGGAAUCAAGGUCCAACGAAAUCGCAUUCGAGAAAGUAUUGCGCGUGUUGAUCCCGUAAAUACUCGUCUAAGAUGGGCAACAGUUAUUUCUAGGAGAACUUAUUCAGUACCUGGCCCCAACAGCUUAUGGCACAUCGACGGUCAUCACAGCUUAAUAACUUGGGGUUUUGUAAUUCACGGAUGCAUAGAUGGUUUUYCCCGGCUAAUUUGUUUUCUUAAGUGUUCUUCCAACAACAGAAAGGAAACUGUAGAAGACCUCUUUCUAGAGAGUGUCCAGAAUUAUUCAUGGCCUUCCCGGGUCCGUACGGACUAUGGAGGAGAAAACGUUCUGGUCUGGGAACAUAUGAAUGCAGUCCGAGGAAAUGGAAGGGGAUCUGUUYUGGUUGGCAAUUCUACACACAAUCAACGCAUAGAGCGUCUGUGGCGCGACGUGUUUCGAUGUUUUGGGAGCUUAUUCUACUACACAUUUCAGUCCAUGCAAGAAUCAGGUCUGCUUGAUAUCACUAACAUGCUGCAUAUGUUUAUGCUUCAUUACGUUUAUCUUCCAAGAAUCAAUGCUGCCAUUACAAGUUUUGCUGCUGCUUGGAAUAAACACCCUAUUAGGACUGAGAGGAACUGGAKUCCAGAACAGAUAUGGUCCAACGGAAUGAUUGACAGAGUUAACAGUGGGCUUUGCGCAGUGGCUGACGUUAGAGGUGAUGGAAAUGUAUCUGAAGAUGACUKAGAGUGGUAUGGCUUUGAUCCUGGAGCACCUCUUCCACCAGAUGAUGGUCUCUCUACUGUCGAGGUAGAUGAUGUGAACUUUGACCUUCCAARUGACAUACUCAUGCUUCUUGCUAAUGAAAUUGAUCCACUUGCUAAUUCAAGCGCUUUUGGAAUUGACAUUUUUUCAAGAGGAGUUUCACUUCUUCAGGAUCUGCUGUAUGAUCAUGCUCAAUGAGAAAAAUUGUGAGCAGGUUGUUUUCAGCAUCUACACCAAAUUGAAAACAUUGUUGGGUUCAAAAAUGUUAAAUCAUUGAAGAAGGGUGAGCUGGGUAAACAGUUAAUGGGGCUAUUAUUAUGGAUCUUGAUGUUUGCAGCUAUCAAACAUGGAUUAAAGUUGGGAAACAAAGCAUUUUUGUCACUCCAAAUGCCAAGGAUAUUGCUCUUAGAUCUGAUGAUUUAACCUUUUGCACCCAACAAUGAUUUUUUAAUGCCAUGUAUAAACCUWUUAAAAAGAACUGUUCAGGCUAAAAGCAAGAGGGUGAUGACCAAAAAGAGUUCUGGAUAGUCAUAAUUUGUUAAUAUAUUCCAAUUAUAUAUUUUUUCUAUUACAAGUAAAUCUAGCAUUCAUUUUGGUCAUCAGAUUCUUGCUUUUACCCUUGACAACAAUUAUUGGAAUAAGAUAAGAGUAUAAUGUAAUUGUGUGAAAAUAAACUAAGUCCCACAUCCUUCCUAAAACAAAACUCAGACAGUUUUCAUUUUUUAUUUCUAAUUUCAACAUAAUCUGGAACAUUGGCAAUAUAAUGGAGAGUAGCCUCCUCCACAGGCAUCACAGCCCUUUCUGACAGUAAGAAUGGCUUUGUUGGAGGCUAGAAUGAUAAAGUUUUUAAUUUUGAUAAAUAAAACAACACAAAAUCCAAA
This is a messenger RNA of Actinia tenebrosa (Australian red waratah sea anemone), 2037 nucleotides long. RefSeq lists its product as uncharacterized. Lineage: Eukaryota; Metazoa; Cnidaria; Anthozoa; Actiniaria; Actiniidae. Gene Ontology annotation, biological process: DNA integration. Gene Ontology annotation, molecular function: nucleic acid binding. The record is from RefSeq and is a predicted model, not a curated record.